AACUACAAUAAUAUUAUUUCCACAAGUUCUAAAUAAACUAUAGUUGCAUUAUUUUACCAUAUCAAAAGAUGGAUAUAGUGCAUAGAUUAGGAGAAGAAAGCCCAGUGGUGAUAUUUAGCAAGAGUAAUUGUUGCAUGUCUUACAGUAUCGAAACCCUAAUUCGUAAUUUUGGGGCGAAUCCAAUGGUGUAUAAGCUUGAUGAAAUUGAAAAAGGCAAGAAGAUGGAAAAAGCUUUGAUUGAAAUGGGUUGCAAUCCUAGUACCCCAGCUAUAUUUAUUGGGAAGGAAUUUGUUGGUGGUUCUGAUGAAGUGAUGAGUCUCAAUGUUAAAGGCAAGUUGAAGGAAUUGCUCAUUAAGGCUAAUGCUAUUUGGGUAUAGACUAGAACUAUUUAUAUGACCGACGCUAUAUAUGUUGCUCAGACUCUUCAUGAAAAAUGUUGUUGCAUUAAUGUUUGAAUCUUUUAAAAAUGCACUAUUUUUGAAGGAUUUGAUCUGAUACAUAGUACUUCGACAUUAUUAAAGAGUCUGAGCAAUAUAGGUCUACGUAUGUAUGACUGCUUACAUGCAGCUAGAAAUGUACUGUUGUUUUGUUGUU
Solanum stenotomum is the source of this 594-nucleotide messenger RNA. Its product is annotated as monothiol glutaredoxin-S6-like. The record is from RefSeq and is a predicted model, not a curated record. The coding region runs from base 69 to 377 and encodes 102 amino acids. The transcript has a single exon. Lineage: Eukaryota; Viridiplantae; Streptophyta; Magnoliopsida; Solanales; Solanaceae.